AUGGAUUUUGCCCGUUUUAAUCGAGCCAAGAACCAACUCAAGAUCAAAGGAUUCAGAAAUGGCGCCGGUGGCGCCUGGAAUUCUGACACGCAUCUGGUUAUCAAGUUUCCUGAUCCACGGAUCCUUCACGUAAUCUCUCGUUCGUUGUUUUUGGCUUUGGUUAUUCUCACUCUGCCUUGUAUUGUUUCCAUUCUCGGGCGAGAAAGUAGCUCUGAGUUUUUAUCUGUAUCUGAUUUGGUCGAUUCUGGGCAAUUGGAUCUGCUUUUUCGUGAUUUCGGUUACGAAGGCAUCACCAUUAAUGGCCGUAAGGCUGUCAUUUUGAGCUCUGGAACCGACGGCCUGACUCAGGUUCGUGUGAUGGACAAUGACGAACGCAAACUUGACAUUGUUCUGGACUCUGAUUUUGAUCAGAGUGGGUUGUUUUCUGAUGAUUCUUUUGAUUUUGUGUUUGCUUGGGGCAAUGUGGACUCUGAUUUCAUGGAUAGAAUCCUCAAAACUGGUGGCAUUUUGGCCUUCCCAUUCACCAACAGUGGCCCAUCAAACCAUUUCCAAAAGAAACCAAAUUACAGACCUGUGUUUCUCAGCAGAUACAGCUCCAUUAUUGUGGCAAUGGAGAAGACAGCCAUGCCUGAUCACAUGGUUUAUUCUUCAGCUUCAAGAAGACUCCUCACCCAAUUCUCAUCACACACCACUAAGGCUGCAAUGAGAGGCCUUGAGGAGGAUAUUCUACAUGAGCUACCAACCAAGGCCGUGGCAAAACCAAGCAACCUUAUGAGGAAAAUCAAGUACAUCACCGACCUUGUCGACGGUUCUCUCAAACGCCUGAGGCAAACGGUCUCCAACUUCGUCACGGUUGGCCUGCCUGAAGAGAAUGGGGACAUGAUCCAAUACUUUGAUCAGAACUACCCAAGAAAGGGGCAAGCCGAGGAGUCAAAGUCAUCAAUCACGGUGAGAAAUGCAGCUGUGGAUUGGCUGAAGGCGGGAUUUGUUGAGAAACUGAUGGAAAUGAGGGCAAUGUAA
Momordica charantia (bitter melon) is the source of this 1020-nucleotide messenger RNA. RefSeq lists its product as uncharacterized. Lineage: Eukaryota; Viridiplantae; Streptophyta; Magnoliopsida; Cucurbitales; Cucurbitaceae. The record is from RefSeq and is a predicted model, not a curated record.